Molecule: messenger RNA, 514 nt
Organism: Babesia bovis T2Bo
Lineage: Eukaryota; Apicomplexa; Aconoidasida; Piroplasmida; Babesiidae
Product: EF hand family protein
Exons: 6
Coding region: 19-498 (159 amino acids)
Cellular component (GO): cytoplasm
Molecular function (GO): calcium ion binding
Source: RefSeq, a predicted model, not a curated record
AUGAUAUACUUAUAAAACAUGGCAAAAAGGCCACAUUUGCGUCUUACUCCGGCGCAAUUGGAUAUGCUCGACAACCACUUCAAACUUGUGGAUGGCAAUGGAGAUGGGCAUAUAAACAAGGAUGAGUUCAAGCUUCUAUAUAGGUCACUUGGACAGACUGUGACAGAAGCAAAGCUUAAUACCAUAGUGGAAGAGGCUUUUACGGAUGCUCCUACGGAAGGUAUUGACUUUGAAUGCUUCAUCAAUACCUUUUUGGAAGCCUUUGCCUUGCCGCCAAAUGAACGUGCAGUCAGAGAAGCUCUGAUGUUAUUUGAUCGCGAUAAUUCAGGCUACAUCGAGACCCAGGAGUUGAUACAGCUGCUAACCACUAGGGGAGAGAAGCUCUCAAGGGGGGAGGUAGACCAUCUCUUUGAGUUGCUUAAUAUACCUCAAAAUACAAAACGAAUCGACUAUACUACCUUCACGGAGGAAAUAUAUCGCAUGUUCCCAAUAUUAUAGAGAGAACGUUUUUGCA